CCACACUACAACCACCAACGACCAACGACGUCGUGAUGCCUUCCUUUCAGAUGAGAAGCACCGUCGAGAGGCUGGAUAAGCCUUCCAGCUAUGCCAUGAGCAAGUACAAGAAGCGCAAGCGCGCGCCUCACGAGGAACACGAUGAAAGCAAGCGCGCACCCUCACCCGACCUCGAAGAAAAAUUAGCCAACGCCACGACCCUCUACGUCGGUAACCUCUCCUUCUACACCACCGAAGAACAAAUCCACUCCCUCUUCAGCACAUGCGGAGAAAUCAAACGUCUAGUCAUGGGUCUAGACCGUUUCGCAAAGACGCCCUGCGGUUUUUGCUUUGUCGAAUACUACACUCAUCAAGACGCUUUGGACUGUCUCAAGUACGUGGGAGGCACGAAACUAGACGAGAGAAUAAUUAGAACGGAUCUGGACGAGGGCUUCUCUGAGGGCAGACAGUAUGGUAGGGGUAGGAGUGGUGGACAGGUCCGAGAUGAGUAUCGUGAUGAGUAUGAUCCUGGUCGUGGAGGCUAUGGUAGAAUGAUGGACAAGGAUUAUGCGGGCGAGUAUAAUGACCGAUAGGAUGGUGAUACUUUACUGCGAUCUGCGAAGGGAUCGAAGGCAAGCGUUGGAAAGCUGAAGAGGCUUUCUUGAGGCAGUACAUUCGGUGGCAAUGCAACCGAACGAACGCCCAGCGACGUGAUUUUGUACUCAUCGGACAGCACCCGGGAGUUUUCUAGGCCACAAGCGGAGGCUACAGAGCACCUUCCUCCUGGCAAUAUUUGGGUUCGAGCGUUAGCUGAAAGUACGAUCAGCGAGAAGUGUGUCGCGACGCUCGAAGAUCCAUACUAUCUCUGAGUUAUCUGGUGUGACACUAGGAUCAAGCCUCACGAGGGGCAGUGCUUGCUUCUUGCCUGUCCCUCUUAACGAGAAACCCAACCUAG
Molecule: messenger RNA, 934 nt
Organism: Pseudocercospora fijiensis CIRAD86
Lineage: Eukaryota; Fungi; Ascomycota; Dothideomycetes; Mycosphaerellales; Mycosphaerellaceae
Exons: 2
Coding region: 36-572 (178 amino acids)
Biological process (GO): mRNA cis splicing, via spliceosome
Cellular component (GO): nuclear cap binding complex
Molecular function (GO): RNA cap binding
Source: RefSeq, a predicted model, not a curated record